UGUCAGUGAUCGCGAAUUACGCGAAGAUUGUGGAGGCUUUUCGUUCUGCGUUUUGGAGCGCCUGUCUGGGCACACUGCCCGGCUCUUCGUCAGUUUAUGUUUUCAACCCACUGAUCUUUUGCAGACUGUAAUCUUAUCAGUGUCAAACCGUUGUUGCCCUUUCCUCUCGGGCAGAUCCCGUGCGUCUUUGACCAGCGUUUGUGCCAAACUUCGGGCUGCAAAAAGGCUUUUCUUUGAGAAAACUUUUACGGGCGAAUGCAUCAGAGAGAAAUAAAGUUACCUGUGCGCUUGAAUGUGUGUUGAUGUGGACAUUUGAGGGCGUAAAACUUUCGACAAAGAGAAGAUAUGGAUCUUGCAUGUAAAGGAAGGACUCUCUUAUUCUUACUCUUUUGUGCAAUUUGCACAGCCAGUGUUUGCUUUGGUGCAAGAAGAUCAAACAUUCGAAGAUCCGAUCGCCUGAGUCCCCCAUUAGACAUCCAGCUGGAGACCAUCAACUGUACCGCCUUCAGCGUACGAUGGAAGAUGCCCCGCAGACACGUCAGCACCAUCACCGGAUACAAGGUGUUUUACACAGAAAUGAAAAAUAGUCGUCCGGCUGGUACAACAUCCCUGAUGGAGGUGCCCCUCAGUUUGGACAUGCUCACCACUGGCCAGUUUGAUGGACAAGCAAACUUUGAUGUGGACAUUGGUAACUUGAAGCUGAACACGAGGUACAGAGUCAGUGUCGGAGCAUAUGGGUGGGCAGGGGAGGGCAGACCCAGUAUGCCCAGAGAUAUCUCCACUGCUUCCCAUGAAAUGUGUAUGCCCCCUUCUCCACCGACUCAGCCCGUAGUGAUGGCUGUGUCCGACACAGAGUUGGCGUUGUCAUGGCAGCAAGGAGAGAAUGAAGGAAGUGCGCCCGUUCUUCACUUCCUGGUGGCUUAUAUCAGGCCAGAAAUGGACACAGAAUGGACGUAUAUCCGAGAGCCGAUUGAGACCAACUCCAUGGUUUUAAAAGGGUUAAUUCCAGAAACAGAGUACCAAUUUGUUGUGAGAGCAGUCAAUGUACAUGGAGUUAGUCCACCCAGCCACAUCAACAGUCCCGUACGCACUCUGGGUUCAUCAGAUGCUGGUAGUGGGGAUAUUGGACUUUACAUCACAGAUUCCAGGACCAAAGAUGAAGAUGGCUUUGACAUUGAUGAUUCAGAUUAUGACGUAUUCAUUGAAGAGUUGAAACCAUUUCCUGGAAUAAGUGAGGACAACAGGAAGUCCCAACUCCGUUCACGCUCCGGCCCUUCACCUGGUCGAAAUGUGGUUUACCGUAUGAACACCAUGGCCCCUCCAAAUAUUACUGACCUACCAGUUUCCACAACCACUUCAGCCAUCUUCCCAGACUUCUCAGAUCUAGUUUUCUCAGAAAACUCAGAGCCCAGUAUGUCCACUAAUUUGGUAACUACUACCUCACCGAGCACCACCAGCACCACUACGACUGCACCAACCAUGUCCCCCUGGCUCGGCGAGGUGCCUCGUGUGUAUGACCUGACUUGUGAGGACACGGUUUGCCCGCCUGACAGCUUCUGUCUCAGUGAUUAUGACAGCGGGGGUUCUCGCUGCCAUUGCAACCUUGGACGUCGAGGGGACACUUGCUCUGAGGGGGUAACAGUAAACUUUCCCAAGUUCUACGGCUACUCUCACAUGACCUUUGAACCGCUGAAAAACUCUUACCAGACAUUUCAGAUCACUUUGGAAUUUAAGUCAGACUCUGAGGAUGGCUUGCUGCUGUACUGUGGAGAGAAUGAGCAUGGCCGUGGAGACUUCACCUCUUUGGCGUUGGUUCGAGGCAAACUUCACUACAGGUUUAACUGUGGCACUGGAGCAGCUCAGAUAAUCAGUGAGAGUCGUAUUGUUUUGGGUCAGUGGCACAUAGUUACUAUUUUCAGAGAUGGGAUGAGUGGAUGGCUCCGUAUGGACAACGAUACCCCCCUGUCUGGACGCUCACAGGGUCAGUACACCAAAAUUACUUUCCGCUCCCCGUUGUAUGUGGGUGGAUCUCCAAGUGUUUACUGGCUGGUUAGAGCAACAGGUACAAAUCGUGGCUUCGUGGGCUGCAUUCAGAGUCUUAACAUCAACAACAAGGCCACAGACAUCAGACCAUGGCCUCUUGGUAAAGCAGUGAGUGGAGCUGACAUAGGUGAGUGCAGCAAAAGCGUGUGUGACCAGGUCACCUGUGCCAACGGCGGAGCUUGCUUUGCAAACCGUGCCGACGGUUACAUCUGCCUGUGCCCCCUUGGUUUCAGGGGAGCUAUUUGUGAAGAGAGUUUCUUGUUGACUUCUCCACUCUUCAAUGAAACCGUGUUUUCGUACGCUGUCAUUCCAUGGCCUCAGUCCUCUCAGAGCUACCUGUCCUUUAUGGAGUUUGAGGUGACGUUUUGGCCAUCAAUGCCUGAUGGGGUGUUGCUGUACAGUGACGAUGCAGGCAGUGGAGACUUCCUUUCCAUUAAUUUGGUGGACAGAUAUGUAGAGUUCAGAUUUGACUGUGGUUCUGGAGGAGCUGUUAUAAGGAGUCAGGAGCAGAUCAGUUUGAACUCAUGGCAUGAACUAAGAGUGUCUCGUACAGCAAAGAGUGGAAUCCUGCAAGUGGACAACCAGAAGUCAAUGGAGGGAAUUGCUGAGGGAGCUUUCACUCAGAUCAAUUGCAGCUCACCUCUCUAUGUUGGUGGAGUGCCAGAAUAUGAUAAAACCAAGAAGACUGCAGGUGUGAUAAGGGCCUUCACUGGAGUUAUUCAGAAGCUGAUUCUCAAUGACCGCACCGUCCCAAUCACAGCUGGCUCUGCUGGUGGAGUUAAUGUGGCAAACUCUGAUCACCCAUGUGUGGAAAGCCCCUGUGCCAACGGAGGAACCUGCAGGCCAAAGUGGGAUAGCUAUGAGUGUGACUGCCCUCUGGGGUAUGAUGGGAGGCACUGCCAGAAAGAAUGUGGGAAUUACUGUCUCAACACUGUGACUGAAGCCAUAGAGAUUCCGCAGUUUAUUGGAAGAAGUUACCUAACCUAUGACAACAGAGAUAUCCUUAAAAGAGUGUCUGGGUCUAGAACUAACCUUUUCAUGCAUUUUAAGAGCACAGCCAGGGAUGGCUUGCUGCUUUGGAGAGGAGACAGUCCAAUGAGACCCAACAGUGACUUCCUUUCCAUGGGGCUGCAGGAUGGGGCGCUUAUCUUCAGUUAUAACUUAGGCAGUGGAGUAGCUAACAUUAUCGUCAACGGCACCUUCAACGAUGGAAAGUGGCACAGAGUCAAGGCUGUUAGGGAUGGCCAGUCAGGAAAGCUGACUGUCGAUGAUUAUGGAGCUAAGACAGGCCGGUCACCAGGCAUGAUGAGACAACUCAACAUCAACGGACCCCUAUAUGUUGGUGGCAUGAAGGAGAUUGCUCUUCACACAAACAGACAGUACAUUGGAGGCUUGGUGGGCUGUGUGUCCCAUUUCACCCUCUCCACUGACUACCAUUUGGCUUUGGUGGAGGAUGCAGCUGACGGCAAGAACAUCAACACCUGCACUAACUAGAGAAUUUUUGCCGGAGAAGACGGUCCAUUUUCAGCACUGUUUCCAACUGGAUAUUAACCUUGCCAGCACAAAUGAAGUAAAAACAAAAGAAUGUAUUUCUUUAAGUAUUCUAACCAAGACCUGUUUUGGUUUAAACUCAAACCAAAUAUAAGAAUAGUUUUGCCAGUUUAAGCAGAGGGAGUGAAUCUAUCUUUUCUUGCGUGCAGCUUUGAUCUGCCUAGCUGUAAAGUUUAUUUCAAUGGAAAAUAUCCAAGGCUACAGCAAAAGUGACCUCAAAAUAUUUGAUGUUUCAAAAAAAUGGAUUUUUCUGUAAAAAAAAAAGAGAGCAAAAGCUUUGUUUUGGGGUAAAGAGGGCUUUUGUGAAAAGCCUUUUGAAAGACUUUUUUUCAUGGGAUGAUUCUGCUUUCAUCUACAUUUUUUUCUACUGCAAAUAUUUCUCUGGUUGCUGAAAGAGCCAAGUGAUCCAAGAGAUCAAAAUCAACCACGAACCUGACCUAGAGCAGCUAACAAGGGUCAACUUUUUUUUUUUUAGAGAAUUGUUGUUUUCACCUUAGAGGAUUUUUGUUUAAGUUGUUGUGAUAUUUGUACUCUUGCUUGUGAAAUUUUUAGAGAGAUGUUUUUCUCAGUCUCAGUCUCAGUUUUUUUCCCCGGGGUUUAUAGUUUUGCAGGAUAUAUUUGUCAGUGUUACAGAAUUUUUUUUUUUACCUUCUGCUCUUUUCUUGCUUCUUUAUCUGGAUCUCUGAGAGGUUGGUCACAUGAGCAUCUGAUGUUGGGCAUCUCAAAUCUUUAAAUCUAUGCAUGACCAUUUUCUGUCAUCUGAUACAAACCCGUUUUUACUCGCUUUAGUGCAAAUACAUACAAAUGCACACUUUCUUUUAUGGCCAAGUUUCACCCCUUAAAUGGAGAAUAUUGCAAAAUUUGAACUUAAAUCUUAUGAAGUAUUCAAUAUCUUAAUGUUCUGGCAUGUAAUAUUUUGGGCAAUAGAUUAAGAGAUAUGUAUAGAAAAACCAAAUGGCAACACUGUAUUUUUAGGUGGAGAUUGGAACGGAAAUGUGUGUUUUCGCUGUCUUUGACUUCUUUUCUCAGAGUCUGCAUUGACAGAAAAGACUCAAACACUGAUUCCUACCAGAGACUUUUUCGUUCUUCACUGCAGCUCUGUAGAGGAUAAGGAGAGCGUUCAUUAUGUCACUGGAAAGGACUUCACCCUAAAAAAUGAGCUACUACAGUGUUUAUCGUUUUCCUAUAGGUCGGAAAAGCAUUUCAAAAGAGGUCCAUCUGAUGAAAUAUGCCAUUCGACUGUCAAACGUGAAUGUAUUAGGAUGAUUACAGGGGUUACUGUUCUCUUUGUUUAAAAUCAUUCUUGUCAGAGUUUGAAGUGUAAUAAUAAAUUACCACUGACUGUAGGACAAUCCUGAUGUUUAUGUAGUAUGAUUAGUUAUUUUAAGAUGUGUUUACAGCAUUAGCUAUAUGAUUGUGCUUAAGAACCUUUAAAGUGUGAUGUUUCAACUUUUUGUUUCAACCAACUGCAUUUCUGUAACUGGAAUAGACAACAGAAAUUGUCCCCCCCUGACAAAGUAUAUUAUGUGUCAAGCCUUAAUGUUCCCCUUAAGUAACCGUUGCUUUUACAUUUUUGGAGGAACUCUGUCAAGAUUAUUUAAUUUGCUCCAUUAUUUUAAAGAUAGAUAGCUGUUAUUUCAGAAAGUAUAUUUUUCCAGAACUGCAAUCAUUUCCCUUUCCAAAUCAUUAAAACACAUAGAUUUAGCAGAAUAAUGUUAAAUGGGUUUUGUGAAAAACAAAAAACAAAAACAAAAAAAAUUCUAGUUGAUACUUGUAAAUGGUGACAAACUCAUUUGAAAAACUUGACUGUACAUAAUGCUUACAUUAAAGUCUGCUGACUUUAAAACCUG
Messenger RNA from Menidia menidia (Atlantic silverside), 5444 nucleotides. The record is from the annotation of a GenBank genome assembly. NCBI's taxonomy places the organism in Eukaryota, Metazoa, Chordata, Actinopteri, Atheriniformes, Atherinopsidae.